GGUUGGAACAGCUCUAGCUGGGGACCCCUCAAUGCCAGCCAUAGGCCUUGUGAAGGGUGCUCUAGGAGGAUAAAAUUGGAAGGUGAAUGUUAGUGGCUGUGAAGCAGAAUGAGGACCAUAAGAAAGUGAAACCUCUGACUCCGGUUACUAGGAUCUGAUGAACUGUCCCACCUCCACCGAAGAUCCCAACAAGGCAACAUGCCCCCCAAGAAGCCUGAACCUAAGAAGGAAGCGGCCAAGGCAGCCCCGGCCCCAGCCCCGGCCCCAGCCCCGGCCCCACCUCCUGAGCUCCCUAAGGAAACUGCCUUUGACCCCAAGAGUGUAAAGAUAGACUUCACUGCUGACCAGAUCGAAGAAUUCAAAGAGGCCUUCUCCUUGUUCGACCGGACCCAAACUGGAGAGAUGAAGAUCACGUACGGGCAGUGUGGGGACGUGCUGCGGGCCCUGGGCCAGAACCCCACCAACGCCGAGGUGCUGCGCGUCCUGGGCAAGCCCAAGCCGGAAGAGAUGAAUGCCAAGAUGCUGGACUUUGAGACGUUCCUGCCCAUCCUGCAGCACAUCUCCCGCAACAAGGAGCAGGGCACCUACGAGGACUUCGUGGAGGGGCUGCGUGUAUUUGACAAGGAGAGCAACGGCACGGUCAUGGGUGCCGAGCUUCGCCAUGUCCUUGCCACCCUGGGAGAGAAGAUGACUGAGGCUGAGGUGGAGCAACUGUUAGCUGGGCAAGAGGAUGCCAAUGGCUGCAUCAAUUAUGAAGCCUUUGUCAAGCACAUCAUGUCCGGGUGAAGCAGACCCCCAGGGUGCCUGGCCCUUGGCCUUAGCCCGGGCUAGUUACCCAGAGGCCCGGAGUGGCUGAACUGGAGCUGGAGUCCUGGACUUUCUGCUGCCUCACAACCCCAAGGACCUUACAGGCUCAUAGCCCUCCCUGUAAAUAAACAGCUCCAGGGAAGCUGGGCCAGCUUCCUGGAUUCCAA
This is a messenger RNA of Camelus dromedarius (Arabian camel), 974 nucleotides long. It is a transcript of the gene MYL4, whose product is annotated as myosin light chain 4. Lineage: Eukaryota; Metazoa; Chordata; Mammalia; Artiodactyla; Camelidae. The coding region runs from base 199 to 786 and encodes 195 amino acids. Gene Ontology annotation, molecular function: actin monomer binding; calcium ion binding. Gene Ontology annotation, biological process: cardiac muscle contraction. The transcript has 8 exons. The record is from RefSeq and is a predicted model, not a curated record. Gene Ontology annotation, cellular component: A band; myosin II complex.